Messenger RNA from Synchiropus splendidus (mandarinfish), 1407 nucleotides. RefSeq names its product PEAK family member 3 (gene peak3). NCBI's taxonomy places the organism in Eukaryota, Metazoa, Chordata, Actinopteri, Syngnathiformes, Callionymidae. The transcript is spliced from 6 exons. Gene Ontology annotation, molecular function: protein kinase activity. Bases 166 to 1407 code for a protein of 413 amino acids. The record is from RefSeq and is a predicted model, not a curated record. Gene Ontology annotation, biological process: protein phosphorylation.
CUGAGAUAGUCAACCUCAAGCUCCGAUUGUAACCACAGAUAAGACGAGUGUCGUCAAAAUUGGUUAAAACUCAGUGAAAUUUGCAGCCAGAAGCAAGAAAGAAACAGAGGCGCAGGACGCUUGUGGAGUGAUCUGUACAAGGUGGUCUGGACUGACGGGUUACUGAUGGCAUCUGGAGCACAGGAACAAGCGCCUGCUCUGCCAGUCAAACAGCACAGAGGCAGCAUCUCGAGAAGCUCCAGCCUCAGUGCUGACUGCGUUCUCGCCAGACUUGGACUCCAGCAUCAAGAUGAGGAUCUUGACGUGUUCAUGGAACUCAGCGGGCGUCAGGACCAGCAGUGCCCCAUCCACCACGGCCUUGAUCCCUCCAGACAUCAGAUGAAGCUGUUCUCUGGUGACACCCCCCCACCUGUCCCUAAGAAGAGGUUGACGCGGUCUAUGUCACUCCCGGUCAACGCUGCGCCUCACCUGACUCCUCAGGCAACACUGCGAAAACACUCCGUUAACUUUGGCAACCCACGGUACACGCUGGCACCAAUAACUAGCGAAGAGGUGGACGAGACUGAAGCGAUCCAGAGAGGCCAUGUUUCUGCCCGAUCCCUGUCGGAGAUGACCUUUGACACCCCAGACAGCCACCUCCUCGUCCACUUCAGCCACUUUAGCGACCAGCGGCUCGUUUCUCAGAGGCUUCAGCAUCAUCAGAGGCUCUUCCUCACGCGUGUGGCUCAGAGUUUGCUGGCAGACGUUUUGAUGGGUGAAAGUUCUGGUCCAUGCCGGCCCCAGGACUUCUUCUUGUCUCGAGGAAGCGACCCGAAACAGCUCAGUGACUGCGUUUACUACAGCUUGCACAGUCCCAAAUUCCCAGGAAGAGAGCUGGCGUUGAGGGUCCAGAAGAAGAGCGCUGUGGUUCCCGCACGACUGCAGCCGUCACACGUCAACGUCCAGGACGUGAUCGCCGUCUUUCAACAUGACGACGUGAAGCCAGGGUGCGCUACUGCAGGUCAACCACAUGGUGGCAGUAGCGACACUAAUCCCGGAAAGGUCAAAGAAGUGACAGUGGAGGGUCUUCUUGAGGAGGGACAUUGUCUGAGCGUGGAGAGAGACCUGCCUGACCUCACCCUGGAGGACUUCAUUCAGGAGGGUGGGGAAGGCGAGAGCGGCGGGCCACCAAUGGCAGACAUGGCCGCUCUGCUGCAGGUGCUGCUCUGGGGGCCCAGAGCUCCUCUCCUCCAUCACAGAAGCAGCAGCACCACACACAACUGGCUGAUGGUAAAACAAGCUUUGCUGGUGAUGAAGCUGGCAGAAAGAGGUCUGACCCAAGAUCAGUCUGUAGUGGACUGGGAGGACUACUUGUGUCUGCAGUACAUUUCCUCCACUGACCCUGGUUUCUUCAUCCAGUUCCAGUGA